GGGAGGAACAAAGCCGGAGAUAAUGUCGAGGCGUCUGGGCGUUAGCCCGAUGCCUGAGCCGCACUUAGUCAUCAUCUUGAGAUAUAGUCACGUGGUUUGAUUGUAAUGAUUUUGAUCUGGCCCGGCUCGGUUUUGAAUAUUGUAAACUGUUGUUGAGUGCAGUCAGAAUAUACCCAACAUGAAGCGAAGAAGUAAUGCAAAUGAGAAGUGCGUGGAAAAGAGCGAGAAUACCCCUCUGCGUUCAGUUAAACGCAAGUCGAAUUCUGUGCUUGCUGCGAUAAGAAAUAGCUGCUGUUUCAAAUCUUCGUCCUCCUCGACACCUGCUCCACCUGUUCUGCAGCCUGUUGGAUCUGUCAAUAAUAUCCAGAAUCUACCGAAUUCAGAGACCUCUCAAGAUGCUCGUCAGUCUGGAACUUACGAUGAGCGAGUUAUUCAAGACGAGAACUCUAGUCAGAGUACGUCCUCACCCCGCCGAAGGCACGACAACCGCAGCUACAAAAAGCCACGCUUUUGCUUCUCAGUUCCAUCUCCUGGACCGGUGUUUUAUAUAAUUGUUAGCUGCAUCGGUCUUGUUGCGGUCAUGAUCCCAGUCCGGCUGUGGUAUGCUGUUGCUGCGCUGGGUAACGGCUGUUUGUGGGGGCUGAACAAGAUCAAGUACUUUCUUGUCUGUUUUAUUCUGUGCUCUGUUGUUUGUUUGAUCGAGCCUUUUUAAUAAGGUCGUAAUUUUAUAUUUCGUGACUAGUGGUUCUAUCGUUGUUAUAUCCUAUCGAUUUGAGUCAACAUGAUCGCUAUGAGCUCUGUGAUGUUUUUCUUUUGUUCUUCUGACUCUUUGAGUCUUCACUUUACAUAUACUUGACGUAUAGAUCUCGGUGUUCUUUGUGUGUUUGAUUUUAUUUUAUAGUCUUGAUCAAUGAACCGGUGUGAGUCCCGCCAUG
This is a messenger RNA of Myxozyma melibiosi, 935 nucleotides long. RefSeq lists its product as uncharacterized. The coding region runs from base 179 to 712 and encodes 177 amino acids. The record is from RefSeq and is a predicted model, not a curated record. Lineage: Eukaryota; Fungi; Ascomycota; Lipomycetes; Lipomycetales; Lipomycetaceae. The transcript has a single exon.